AGUCUUUUGUAUGGACUUGCAGAUCAAUUUUACACCAUUGCAAGGCAAGGCAAAAAUUCCCUUGUGUAGUCUGAUAUAUAUUUUGUUUUGUAUGAACCAACCAAGGACCUUUCUUCAUUCUUCAAAACUUAUCUGGGGCAGCAGCUCUGAAACCAGUGAGGUGCUUUCCUGUUCAACAUUUGCUUGAUCCUCGGGAAAAUUUAUAAUUUUGUAGCACUGGAUCAUUCUCCAAGAAGGAAAAAGUAUGGCAUUCACAGGAACUUUGGACAAAUGCAAGGCUUGUGAUAAGACUGUUUAUGUGGUUGAUAUGUUGUCUCUUGAAGGAACACCUUAUCACAAAUCCUGCUUCAAAUGCAGCCAUUGCAAAGGAACUCUAGUGAUGAGCAACUAUUCAUCCAUGGAUGGAGUCCUCUACUGCAAGCCUCAUUUCGAGCAACUGUUUAAGGAAUCUGGCAAUUUCAGUAAAAAUUUUCAAACCGGAAAGUCAGAGAGGAAUCCUGAUCUGUCUAGGACAUCCAGCAAACUCUCUUCAGUGUUUUGUGGAACCCAAGACAAAUGUGCAGCCUGUGACAAAACAGUGUACCCGCUCGAGAAGGUGACAAUGGAGGGUGAAUGUUACCACAAGACAUGUUUCAGGUGUGCCCAUGGUGGGUGUCCUCUGACACACUCCUCUUAUGCAGCUCUUGAUGGAGUGCUCUACUGCAAGCAUCACUUUUCUCAGCUCUUCCUGGAGAAAGGCAAUUAUAGCCAUGUCCUCAAGGCUGCUAACCAUAAGAGAAAUAAUUCCGGAACUUCUGAGCCAUCUGAGACUAAACCAGAUGAACCUACCGGUGAUGGUGAUGGCGAUGGUGAAGCUGAAGAAGAUAACGACACACAGGAAGAAACUUCAUAAAUCACCAACCUUUAUACUUCUCAUAAGCAAUUUUUUUCAUUUUUUCUGGUGGAAGAGGAAGACAUCCUCUUCAUCUUUAAACUCUUGUUUGAGUGUUGACUGAAUUGUUUUGAAUUUUCUAAUUUAUGUUAUUGUUAUUAAAUCAUGUGAUAAAAAAUAUUUCUGCUGUUACAGCUUAACAUAUGCACA
Messenger RNA from Mangifera indica (mango), 1081 nucleotides. Its product is annotated as LIM domain-containing protein PLIM2b-like. Bases 245 to 892 code for a protein of 215 amino acids. Gene Ontology annotation, cellular component: actin cytoskeleton; plasma membrane. The transcript has 5 exons. Gene Ontology annotation, molecular function: actin filament binding. Lineage: Eukaryota; Viridiplantae; Streptophyta; Magnoliopsida; Sapindales; Anacardiaceae. The record is from RefSeq and is a predicted model, not a curated record. Gene Ontology annotation, biological process: actin filament bundle assembly.